Molecule: messenger RNA, 888 nt
Organism: Phalaenopsis equestris
Lineage: Eukaryota; Viridiplantae; Streptophyta; Magnoliopsida; Asparagales; Orchidaceae
Exons: 1
Coding region: 232-888 (218 amino acids)
Source: RefSeq, a predicted model, not a curated record
ACAGCUGCCCCAAAUAUAGCAUUAAUCAGCUUGAUCAACAGUACACAGAAGCUCCUGAACUGCUUAGCUGAGUUAGCUCCUCGUAAUUUUCUCCCCAUUCCUUCUUCCGCCAAAAAGCAGCCCGCUUAAUUUUAUGGCCUCUCCUUCGUCCGUCACGUGUCUUCAUUGGCACUAUAAAAUUACCAGCCGCGCCCUUCAGCCAGUCAGCGCAGGUAUUCGCAACGAGCCCCGAUGCCGGCCACGGAAUUGAUCAAUGUAACCGCCGGCAUCCGCAUCGAUGAAAAAACCAAGAAUUACCUCCCUCGUGGCGGCGCCUCCUUCGCCGCGCAUUCGAAAACAGUUCUCGACAAACUCAGAUCCUCCGGCGUUGCCAUCGCAACAGGCCUCUCCGGCGACGAGCUCGCCGCCAUCGAAUCAUCCCUCGCUUUCCACUUCCCGCCGGACCUCCGUUCUUUUCUCCACCUGGGCCUCCCCGUCGGCCCCGGAUUUCCAAACUGGCGCUACGCCUCGCCGCAGCAUCUCCAAAUCCUCGCCUCCCUCCCUUCCUCCGACCUCCUCUACGAGAUCUCUAAUGCCCGAUUCUGGCCGCUUGCGUGGGGCCUCCGUCCAGAUUCCCAUGCCGAGUCCAUCGCCCGGGCUCGAUCCCUCCUUGCCGGCGCGCCUAAGCUCGUACCCGUUUACCGCCACUUCUACAUUCCCGCAACCCCCAAUGAAGCCGGAAAUCCCAUUUUCUAUGUUCGCGGGAAAGAAGUGCGUUGCUGCGGAUUCCACCUAUCCGAUUUCUUCUGCAUCAAGGAGCUGUUCUUCCAGCCGCCGCGCCGCCGGCGCGGUCCGCAACCGAGGCGAGGAGGAUUGAAGUCUGGACGGAUUUGGCCUCUGGAGGUGUGA